Zingiber officinale is the source of this 432-nucleotide messenger RNA. Its product is annotated as dnaJ homolog subfamily B member 6-A-like. Gene Ontology annotation, cellular component: chloroplast. Lineage: Eukaryota; Viridiplantae; Streptophyta; Magnoliopsida; Zingiberales; Zingiberaceae. The transcript has a single exon. The record is from RefSeq and is a predicted model, not a curated record. The coding region runs from base 1 to 432 and encodes 143 amino acids.
AUGGCAGCUUUGGCACUUUCAUGCCCCUCUAACUCGUUGUCCAGAUCUUCCUUCUCCCCAAUUGCUACUAAAUCAUCAGUAGUCGUUGUUCCUCGACUCAGGGUCUCAGCCUCCGUUGCCGCCGCCGCCGCUCCGGCGAAGACCACGAUGUACGACCUUCUCUCGGUGUCCCGGACCGCCGGGUCCAGCGAGAUCCGCACGGCGUACCGACGGGUGGCCCUUCGGUGGCACCCGGACGCAUGCCGCUCCGCCAAGGAGGAGCGCCGCUACGUGGAGCGCUUCAUGGAGGCGCGGGAGGCCUACGAGGUGCUCUCCGACCCCGUCCGCCGCCGCUACUAUUCUUCUUUCAAUAGUCCCUCGAACAUCAAUCGACUGAUCUCAUCAGUAAAUAGAACACGCGAGUCUCAUUCGCUUCUAUUCUUCUUUAAAUAG